AUGGCCAUGGAGUGCUACAUAGGCUUCCUGGUGCUACUGGUGGCGGCGCUGCUCUUCGGCUUUCUGUCCGUCGUCUUCACCCUCAUCUGGGUCCUCCACUACCGGGAGGGGCUCGGCUGGGACGGGACUGCGCUAGAGUUCAACUGGCACCCAGUGUUCCUGGUCACCGGCUUCAUCUUCAUCCAGGGCAUCGCCAUCAUCGUAUACAGACUGCCAUGGACCUGGAAAUGCAGCAAGUUCCUGAUGAAAUUAAUUCAUGCAAGCUUAAACGCCAUUGCUGCCAUUCUUGCAAUUACUGCUGUGGUGGCAGCUUUUGAUUUCCACAAUACCAUGAAAAUCCCUAAUAUGUACAGUCUGCACAGCUGGGUUGGACUGGCGGUCAUCAUACUUUACGUCUUACAGCUUCUUCUAGGUUUCUUCGUUUUUUUGCUUCCUUUUGCACCACUUUCUCUCCGAGCCUUUCUGAUGCCCAUACAUGUUUAUUCUGGACUUAUCUUAUUUGGAACAGUGAUUGCAACAGCACUUAUGGGAUUUACAGAAAAGCUGCUUUUUUCCCUGAACAAUCCUCCAUACAGUUCGUUUCCACCCGAAGGGGUUUUCACAAAUACCCUGGGUCUUCUGAUUCUGGUGUUUGGAGCCCUCAUUUUUUGGAUCGUCACAAGACCACAAUGGAAACGUCCUCCAGAAUCAACUCCUAUCCUUUUUCAGCCGAAUGGAGAUGCUGCAGAGAAAGUGGAUGUCUCCACAGCCAUAAGCGUGAGCCACAACAUGGACAAGUCAGAUUCAGAGUUAAACAGCGAAGCAGCUGCAAGGAAAAGAAACUUUGCCCUCGAUGAUGCUGGACAGAGAUCCACCAUGUAA
Molecule: messenger RNA, 861 nt
Organism: Elephantulus edwardii (Cape elephant shrew)
Lineage: Eukaryota; Metazoa; Chordata; Mammalia; Macroscelidea; Macroscelididae
Product: cytochrome b reductase 1-like
Exons: 4
Coding region: 1-861 (286 amino acids)
Cellular component (GO): lysosomal membrane
Molecular function (GO): oxidoreductase activity
Source: RefSeq, a predicted model, not a curated record